AUGGGCCUUUUCCGCCUGGGAGCAAACCCGGGGUUCCGUUUAGACAUGGCCAGGCUGUCACACUCGUCUGAACUUCCCUCUGACUCCGACUCCUUGCGCCCACUAGCAUCUCCUGCCUAUGAAGAUGUGCCCAUGUGGAAUAUCCUUCCAUCGUACCAACUCUAUGAAUCGACGUUCUCCAAGAACAUCGAUCCGCUGAGUGAAGACCUACAUGGUGCUCCUCCAUUAUAUGAGGCCACCUCACCGCCAAGUACUCCCGGUUCUGGGCCCCACGACUACUUUUCUCAACCGUCUGCUCCUAAUCGAUGGGAAAAUAGCAUAUUGGCCAACACUCAUCGGUUAAAGCAAUUGUCGUCGUUUGCAUCGCUGCUUGCUGACCUGUUGAAGGUGGAUGUCUUUCUUACCACGUCUCCUGGCCGCCGCGGAGUAAGCCCGACCCUCUACGAUGGCCAGGAUUACGAGUUUCUGCAAGGUGACCUGAUCCACGGAUAUGUCACCAUCAUCAAUGUAUCGAGCCAACCACUUCCAUUUGAUAUGUUUUCUGUGGUAUUUGAGGGCCGUGUCACCGUCAAUGGCGAGGAAGGCGAGUCUAAGAAACCUAUAGUGUUCUAUAAGUUCUUGAAUAUGUUUGAUUUCCGUGCUUCUUGGACUCCGGCCUAUUUGGACGACACCAUUUCCGACCUGGACGCCAUAGAUCCUACCGAUGGAACCUCUUUGAUGUUUCCUACCGAAAAGCUCUUUGCUCCGGGAGUCAAGUAUAAGAAAUUCUUCAACUUCACCAUCCCAGACAAACUCUUGGAUUGUGCUUGUGAGGUCCAUGAGCUCGAUCAGCACUGCAAGUUGUUGCCCUCAGUUGGUUUGGACAAGGAGCAAUUCCUACAGAGAUUGAGAAAACUUAGAGAAAAGCCCACCAAGCCCCAAGGUGCAACUUUCGGCAUUGGCCCUCCGACUGAACCAAAACCACUCAGACUGAAAAGGGGUCCCACUCAAAGCAUAAGAUUUAGAGACUUCUGCUUCCCGGACACAGCAAUCAGCUACUGUGUAGAGGCUAGAGUGGUGGGCAAAUUGUCUGACUACGGAGGGUCGCCGGACUCAUCCAAAGAUGAAUAUAUCAUGGUCAAGGAGAGCAAUGCACCUGUCCGCAUGAUUCCAAGAACUUUGGCAGCAAUUGAAACCGAAGCAGUAGAGGACUUUUACGAAAAAUUCGUUCAUAACAUCCAGAACUGCAUUGCCUUGGGCAAGCAGCUUGAACUGGGGGUGGAUCCACUGGCAUUGGCCCGACGGGGUUCCGUGGCCAAGAAUGGCCAACUCUACACUCCGGUGCCUCAUCAGUCUCUGUCAAGUGGUUCACAAGUGACGGAGUCAUUCUUACCUUACAAGAAGAAGCUUUUAGCACAGGCCCCUAAGGUGUUGGGCAUGCUCUCUGCAUCUACUCCUAAAGCAGACUACGUCUUACUGUACUCACCAUUAACCACUAUGAGCACUAUGUCCUCGCUAGCACGAAACAAAAAUACGAAGUUGAGGAUUCCAGUUACAGUCCGCUAUUCUUCAAGUGACGUCAAGAACGGGAAGCCUCCAGAAAUCAAAGGCGUGGGUGCCGAUAUCGUAGCAUGUACGAUCCGGUCCAAAAAGUAUCCAAUUCCAGUUGAAUUUCCAACCAGUGUUGUUGUGGGUAGCGGCGGAAGCAACGAUGGGUUCGAGAAGAAUGUGAUCCAACCAUUCACCAAGCAACUCAAGGAAGUGCUCUCGCUCAGCCAGAAAAUGGAUCCCGUAAGGUUUGACAUGAGCAACCAAACAAUUAUGGAUAUCAAGUCGCUUGCACAUUUGGGAGUCAAGUAUAACAAUCUCAGGAUCGACGAUGUGGUUGCGAAGAGUGAUGGGAAACUUGGCCGUUGGAAUGAAUCCAAGGACACUGCAGGAAGUUACUACAAGGAGAUCGUCGUGGAGGUUGACAUCAAAAGUUUAUUCGCAAAAGAUAGGGGCCUGCUGGAGGAUGUUCUGGCCCAACCAGUUUGUCUAGUUCCCUCGUUCCAGAGUUGCAUUGUAAGUCGCUUCUACUAUAUUACUGUGUACGUGAAGUUUGUGACUGGUGACCCAUUGGCAAUCAAAGUGGCGGUUGAAAUCAAAAAUAUGUUAGCAUGA
Messenger RNA from Sungouiella intermedia, 2142 nucleotides. The record is from the annotation of a GenBank genome assembly. NCBI's taxonomy places the organism in Eukaryota, Fungi, Ascomycota, Pichiomycetes, Serinales, Metschnikowiaceae.